Messenger RNA from Bipolaris maydis ATCC 48331, 750 nucleotides. RefSeq names its product RmlC-like cupin domain-containing protein. Lineage: Eukaryota; Fungi; Ascomycota; Dothideomycetes; Pleosporales; Pleosporaceae. The record is from RefSeq and is a predicted model, not a curated record.
AAAUGACGUACCUAUAAAUUGAUCUUUUUUUGACCUAUUAGCUUAAAGAUGCAGCUUUCCUAGUAAAUGACACAACUCAAACCUUUGCAUAAUUUGCUAUUAUGGGCGAAGUCAAGCCAAACAAGCCUAUUGUCUUGAACGCAGACGACAUCAUCAGCACUGCUUCCGAGCGCUUUCCAGAUCCCAGCACCGGUGGCGACGUUUCAUGGAGAACAUUGUUCUCAGCACCAAAGACACGCACAAACACCUUUACCGUUGGCAUUGCCACAUGCGCGCCAGGCGUCUCAGCCGGGUGCCAAGGCCAUCUUAAGCCUCACCGUCACAAACAAGCCGAGAUUUAUCAUUUCACCGCUGGCAAGGGCAUAGUGACGGUUGAUGGGGACGAGCAUCAAGUAGCCAAAGGGAGCGUGGUGUGGAUACCAGGUGAUGCCGAGCAUGGGGUGCGAAAUGUCGGAGCAGAGGAUCUGGUAUGGUUGUAUGCGUUUGCUACCGAUGGGUUCGGGGAUGUUGUGUAUCGGUUCAAUGAGGGUGGGCGCGGGCGUGGUGGUAAAGAAGCAGCAGACAUACGAGCGAAACUGUAACCCGGCGCUGUUGAGGCAGGGGCAUAUGCUUACUGCUUGCGAAAUGGGGCCAUAGUAAUAUAGCAAGAAUACUCAUGUAUGGUGGAGAAUUAGUAUAUACUUACACAACCUGCUGUACUAGUGGUAAUAGAAGGUGUCCCUUGCCAAGAUGGGCACAUGUGGCACUCAC